GUACAAAGUUUAGUGGCAUUGAUAGAGCUGACUAGGGAUUUGCUAAUCUUAACCUUUGCUCCCUGGUGUGGCACCUUAUCAUAACAUGCGUUUUCUCUGCAUGGAGCGACUGCUUAUCUAUUAAAACUCCGGGCAACGCAGAGAGCAAACAGCAUUUGGAGCGGCGCGUACCCGGACCGAGCAGGGCGCACGUUUCCCGCGUCGCUAUGGGCCAUCUGGCGUCAAAACAACCAGAAGUUCAAGUUCUUCUUCUUGGUCUGGACAAUGCUGGGAAAUCCACCCUCCUUUACAAAAUGAAACACGACGCGAGCGUCUCCACCGUGCCGACGAUUGGCUUCAACGUGGAAAUGUUCGAGGCCAGGAAGAACCGGAAGAGCAUCUCUGUGACCAUGUGGGACGUCGGGGGUCAGGCGAGGAUGCGCGAGCACUGGCAGGAUUUUUACCUGAACGCCGCGGCCGUCGUGUACGUGGUGGACAGCGCCGACAGGAGCCGCCUGGAGGAGGCGCGCGCGGAGCUGGAGCUCAUCCUGGGGAGCGAGCUGCUGCGCCACCGCCCGCUGAUCCUGCUGGCGAACAAGCAGGAUGUGAGCGGCGCUCUGACCGUCACGGAACUGAAGGACAGGAUCGACCUGAGGAGGAUGUGCUCCGAUCGGGACUGGUUCGUUCAGCCGUGCUCCGCUUCCACUGGGUUUGGAGUUCGGGACGCGUUCAGGAGGGUGGUGCAGAUGGUCAGACUCCCGUCAGAGGCUGGAGUGGUCAAAGAGAACAUUAAAGAAAAAGUGCAAUUCAUCCGGUCAACCAGCAGGCCAUAAGGACUUAUUUGUGCCAAAAUUGUGUAAAUAAAAAUUGGUCCAAACAAGAA
Messenger RNA from Oryzias melastigma (Indian medaka), 862 nucleotides. It is a transcript of the gene arl14, whose product is annotated as ADP-ribosylation factor-like 14. The transcript has a single exon. Gene Ontology annotation, molecular function: GTPase activity; GTP binding. Lineage: Eukaryota; Metazoa; Chordata; Actinopteri; Beloniformes; Adrianichthyidae. Gene Ontology annotation, cellular component: cytoplasm. The record is from RefSeq and is a predicted model, not a curated record. Bases 207 to 812 code for a protein of 201 amino acids. Gene Ontology annotation, biological process: vesicle-mediated transport; intracellular protein transport.